AUGGCGAUGAAGACCACGAUUGCUUUCCUUGUCGYAGUYUUUUCYAUUUGCAAUGCAGSYCUGGUUGACGAGUACGACCAUUUCGCAGCCCUCGAYCCURACGAGAAAGURAAGCUYUACUGGACSAUCGAUGAAGARACUGUAUCGUUUGCKUUAGAUGGCGCUACCAAAGGUUGGGUUGGAUUCGGUAUUUCAACGGGCCAAGGGAAGAUGGACAAGGCYGAUWUGGUYAUUGGAUGGGUGAAAGAUGGAAAGCCGUAUUUAUCGGAUAGACAUGGUGUUGGUCAUUACCCCGCGUUAGACGACCACAACGACUACAAGUUAAUCUCUGGUAUGGAAGACAAUGGCCGUACUAUCAUCAAGUUCAGCCGAAAGAUUGAUACUUGUGAUAAACAGGACCAAAUACUCAAGGGGGGUACUACUAAGCUGAUUUUUGCUCUCAACGACGAAGAUCCUGAAUCUCCAGACAGUAUCAAAAAGCACACGUUUAAAGGAAUCCGAAGUAUUUUCUUUCUGCAUUAUCAAGGACACACUAAGAAACCCGACGCAUCUUGGAAACAUUUUGACAUCUUGAACAGAAACUAUAGUGUACCAGCCUACCAUACAACAUACCACUGCUCCGUCCAUAGGAUUCCUGAUUUUAACGAAAAGAACCAUAUCAUACGUUACGAUCCGGUCAUUCAGCCUGGUAAUGAAGGCAUUGUCCACCACAUAACAAUCAAAGUUUGUGACCCAAACUUCCCCGAGCACUACAAUAGCRUAUCGGAGGACUGUAAAAACAAGGCAAAUAUGCCUGCUGAGGUUCUGGGCUGUCGUCGACAUGGACUAAUAGCAGGUGGAUGGGCUGUUGGGGGAGGACCUUUUGUAUUCCCCGGCCAUGUUGGGUUUGCYGUGGGUACCGAGUUCGCUGGAAGACACUUCGUCAUGGAAGUUCACUACGAUAAYCCUGGAGAAAUAAACGGUUUUUAUGACAGUUCUGGCUUGAGGUUUUAUUACACUAACAAGCUUAGGGAAUACGAUGCUGGUCUUUUGAGCUCCGGUGUUGCUGUUACGAAAUGGAUGAUGAUUCCACCAAAACAACAAGCCUGGAAGACUGUUGGAUACUGCUCAAAACAAUGCACUGAAGAGGCUUUGAAGAGAAGUCCGCUUCCGGGAGGUGGCGUCAUGAUCUUUGCGUCUAACUUGCAUACUCACCUCGCAGGUCGAGCUGCUUGGACACAGCAUAUCAGAAAUGGAGUUGAAUUGCCUGAGAUAGAUCGUGACGACAAUUAUGACUUUAAUUUCCAAAAUAACCGGAUUCUGGAUAAGGAGAUUCACUUUAAACCUGGUGAUGAUAUCAUCCAUACCUGCAUCUAUAACACCAUGGACCGUGAAAACAUGACCUACGGUGGAGCUGCUACAUCAGAUGAAAUGUGCUUGAAUUACCUUACUUACUACCCAUUCCUACCCAAUGUGUCUCGUCUUUGUAGAUCUAUCGAUCUGCAAGCUGGGUCGGCCAUGUUGAAAAAGCAUUAUCCCGAGCUUAAGUCGCCAAUGAAAGCACUGAGGAACCCGAUUAAGACAAGUAACAAAACAUGGACAAAGGAAAUGAUCGACGACUAUAGGAAAAUGCUUGAUGAACAAACUGGCUUUACUGAGAGUUUUCAGAGUUGUAACAACUACAACAAUAGGAAUCUUCCACUAGCGGAAAUAGUCAAAGAUAAAUACCAGAUCCCAAUACCAAAGAUCACUACACCGCUACCUAAACCAACCGACAACUGCAAAGAUGUGAACAGCUCAGCUAUAACUCUAUCUGUCUGGUUUUUGUCUCAUGUCGUUUGUCUCGUUGCAGUGACUAUUUUAACAUAGGACCUUUUUGUCAUGUUUUGUAUUUCUUAAUAAAUUAGAAUGCAUUGGA
This is a messenger RNA of Exaiptasia diaphana, 1897 nucleotides long. RefSeq names its product DBH-like monooxygenase protein 1 homolog. Bases 1 to 1848 code for a protein of 615 amino acids. The transcript is spliced from 14 exons. Gene Ontology annotation, biological process: octopamine biosynthetic process; norepinephrine biosynthetic process; dopamine catabolic process. NCBI's taxonomy places the organism in Eukaryota, Metazoa, Cnidaria, Anthozoa, Actiniaria, Aiptasiidae. The record is from RefSeq and is a predicted model, not a curated record. Gene Ontology annotation, cellular component: secretory granule membrane. Gene Ontology annotation, molecular function: dopamine beta-monooxygenase activity; copper ion binding.